AUGAACCGGAGUACUACAAUGUUCCUCAUGAAUCAAAUACUACCAACCAAAUUCGUUUCAGAAUGUUUGGUUAAGCCGAAGUUUGAUGAAAUUAUUUACGAAUUAACAAAACAACCCUACUUUUUAACCCCUCUUGAUCUACUCAUGCUUUUCAAGUAUCCCAUACAAAAGGGCCUUCUUUUUAGUACCCUUAAUACUUCUAACAAUGAUGCUACAACAGAUGUUGUCUCUCAUUUGUUUGAGAAGCUCAAACACUCACUUUCCCAUGCCCUUGUCCAUUUUUACCCGUUAUCGGGUCGUUUAAAGACGGAAAAAUAUCCCGAGGAGAACGCUUGUACGAUCUCUAUCGACUGUACCGAGGGCGGCCUUGGAGCGAGGCUCAUUCGUGCAGCCGCCCUUGGCCUCACAGUAUCAGAUAUUCUCUCCCCUACUGAUGUUACUGCGGACGUGGUUUCGUCUUUUUUUGAUCUAGGUGAAAAUUGGAAUAAUUAUUAUGGUCAUACAAGAGCUCUAUUAUCAAUCCAGGUAACAGAACUCCUAGAUGCUGUGUUCAUUGGGUUUAGCAUGAACCAUUGUGUAGGAGAUGGUACCACUUUUAUCCAUUUUAUAAAUAUGUUGUCUGAAAUAUUUAAUUUUGAUAGUGAUCUUGCUAGUGUAAAGGAGGUUAUACAAAUCUCACGUCCACCCAUUUUUAACUAUAAGCCGUGGAAUGUUAAUAAGCCCGAUAACGAAGAUGUUAUGGUCAUUAAAUUUCCGUAUCUAAAUUUUGAUCAAUAUUUAGACGGUGAUAAUAAUUAUGAAUCUGAACGAUUAAUUGAGAAAAUCUUCCACUUCUCAUCAACUUCGUUGGAAAGACUUAAGGCCGAGGCCAAUCAACAAUGUGGGACAACACACAACAAUAUUAUAUCGUCUUUUCAAGCCUUAAUCGCGCUUGUUUGGAGGUCCAUAACGAAGGCUCGAAAGUUACCAUUGGAUCAACCAACUAUAUGUAUCAUACCUGUAAAUGCUCGACCUCGACUUAACCCACCCAUUUCGGAUGACUACGUUGGGAACUUCAUUAGUGGAGCUCAUGGAGCUUGUAAGGUGGAUCAGUUAUUGGGCCAUGAUUUGGGCUGGGCUGCAAUGAGUUUAAACAAAUCAAUUACGGCCCAAAAUGAAGAACAAAUACUUGGUUUUUUCAAAAGAGUUAUUGAUGACCCAAAAGUCACGGCUCCCUCUAAAGGAGUGGAUCCUUUAAGAGGGAAUAAGGUUUCGAUUGGAGGGUCGUCGAGGUUUGAUAUGUAUGGACCUCAAUUUGGGCUGGGACGAGCUUUGGCUGCCCGCGUCGGGUUUGGAAAGGGUGAAGAUGGAAGGGUUAAUACAAACCCGGGAUGUGAAGGAGAAGGAAGUAUAGAUUUAGAAAUCUGUCUUAAACCUGAAGUUAUGGCAGCCCUUGAAGCUAAUGAGGAGUUCAUGUGCUAUGUAACUUCAACCUAG
Messenger RNA from Chenopodium quinoa (quinoa), 1476 nucleotides. Its product is annotated as protein ENHANCED PSEUDOMONAS SUSCEPTIBILTY 1-like. NCBI's taxonomy places the organism in Eukaryota, Viridiplantae, Streptophyta, Magnoliopsida, Caryophyllales, Amaranthaceae. The transcript has 2 exons. The record is from RefSeq and is a predicted model, not a curated record. The coding region runs from base 1 to 1476 and encodes 491 amino acids.